GUGUUAUGACACACGAUUGAAUGUCACCGCUGCAAGAGGUGGUUCCAUGUGGCAUGCCUUUCUGUGUCAGACAAGCAGUUCAACAGGGCUCAGAAGGUUGACUGGAAGUGUUGCCUGUGGAAGUUUCCUUGAAGCAUGGCUACAGCAGUGAGCCCGAAUCUGAUGAAAUCAACAGAUCUGAUCAAGAAAGUUCUGCUGGAUUAUGGAGGCUUUGGGGAAGUUUAUCUGUGCUAUCACAAAACCCUGGGCCAGGUGGUCCUGAAGACUGUAUACACCGGUCCCCCUCGCAAUGGGCAACAGAAGCAAUCUCUCCUGGAAGAGGGCAGUCUGAUGAGCCAGUUAAAUCAUCAGCGAGUAGUCAAGUUGCUGGGGAUUAUUCUGGAUGAUGGUGACUAUUCUUUAGUCAUGGAGCUCAUUCCAAAAGGCAAUCUGCUCAACUUGCUGGAGACGGUGACUGUUCCAGUUUCAGUGAAAGGAAGGAUCAUUGUGGAGAUCUUGGAGGGAAUGGUUUAUCUCACAGAGAACCAAGUUAUUCACAAAGAUCUGAAACCAGAGAACAUCCUGGUGGACAACCAUUUCCAUAUAAAAAUCGCAGACCUCGGCCUGGCCACAUCUGAGACGUGGAACAAACUGACGAAGGAGGAGUCUCGGCGACAGAGUCGUCUGGGGAAGAAGACCUGUAUGCGUGCUGCUGGCACUCUGUGCUACAUGGCACCAGAGCACCUUGAAAGCAUCCACACACGAUCCACUGAAAAAUCUGAUGUGUACAGUUUUGCCAUUGUCGUUUGGGUCAUCCUCACAGGUCUCGAGCCGUAUGAACAUGCUAGAAGUGAAGACCAAAUCUGUCGCUGCGUGUGUCAGGGUGAUCGACCCAGUGAAGAACAAAUCCCAAUUGACACACCUCAAGAAAUCAUAGACCUUAUGAAGACAUGCUGGCAUAAAGACCCUUGUUACCGACCCACAUUUAAAGAUGGCUAUGCAAAAAUGUUACCUUUUUACCGGGAGAAGCUGGAAGCAAAUGUUGAAGAAGAUUUGCAGAGUCUGAUGAGAUUGUAUGAGGGUCCAGAGGAGCUAGUAGAAAAGAUGAAAUCGCUCUCAACUUCAGAGCCUUACAGUCCUGAAGUUGUUGUGUCAGCAGACUCUUCUCCAUCUUCAAGAGACUCUCCAGCACCAUUAAGAAUUUCAGAUAUUGAGCCAAAAGAGGCCAGCAUUGAAGACCUCAGCUUCAGUCCCUCUGCCCUGGAGAGUGACGCAGCCCCUCCCAGCUCUCUGGACCUAGAGCUGAAACUGGCACAAGAGUACAACUACCACAAGUUUGGAAGUCGUAUAGAUCAGUCGGACCUAAUGCCAAACAGUGUUUUCAAUCCACUCCCACAGCAGCCAGCCAGUAGCAGAUGGCCUGGAGAGGUUUCUUCUGUGAAGUGCUGGACUAAGUCCACCCCAAACCAAGAGGAGGAUCUGCAUCUGAGAUCUGCAAGUGCAUUUGAUGCUUUUCCUCGGCCUGAAUAUGCAAGCCAGACGUCAUUGCCGUAUGCAGAGUAUGACAGGCUCCAAAAUCACCAUCCACCGUGUGAUCGUUUCAAGUCCUGUCCUGAAGGUGGAUUACGCAAGUCACUCAUGCUGGAUCCAAAUUCUGACCUGCCUUUAAGAUCACCUUUCUUAUGUCCUCCAUCAGACUCAGGACCAUCUGUGUACAUCUCGAAUGCUAGUGCGAUUCAAAUCGGAAGUUACAACACAAUGAAUCUGCGAAGUUCUGAAAAAAGCUUUAACAGGUCAUUAUCCACUGGAUCUGCCAGCAAAGCCAAAUAUAAUGAACUCCUGCUGAAGUAUGACGACCAUACUGUCACUGAUUGUCACCUGGAGGUUGUGCGUCUUAACAUUGGUAGCAACUGGAAGCAAGUUGCUCGUAAUCUGGGCCUGACCGACAUAGACGUGGAGACCAUUGAGCAUGACUAUGACCGUGAUGGGCUGGCAGAGAAGGUGCACCAGAUGCUGGAGCGCUGGAAGAUGAGGGAAGGGCUACUGGGCUUCACUGUGGGUACACUGUGCCAUGCACUGGAGGGCUACAUCAAAUCUGACGUGCUCAUGCAGCUUCUGUUGAAGUCUCAAAACGCUACAGGUCCCUAAAAUGCCACUUUCUGGGAGUGUCAUAAAAAUGUCCUGUGCUCGGGAUAUGUUCAUUGCUGGAGAGUAGAGUCAAACAGUUCAAUAAAGGGUAUAUUAUAAACCAUUACUGCCUGUUUAACUCUCCAAUCCAGGGUUGAAUUCUGAACUAUCACAAAGCUGUGCAGCAAUUAAAUUCAGUGUUGACAGAAUAACACCAAAUAUCCAUCACUAUUACGAAAAGAGUGCAUACAUUUUUCCCAGAACUAUGUGUUUUUGGAGAGUACACCACUAAUCACAGAUUCUUUAUAAAACUGUAUUUACACAUGGAACUAAAGGCACCUUUUUGCCUUGUCUACAAACUGAAUGGAAGGCAUUUUUGAAAAUUGUAAUUUUGCGGUGUAUUUUUUUCUUGUAAGCGAUUUCACAAAAAUACCUCUUGAAACUAUAUAUUUAGAUAUUUUUUAGGGUCAGUUGUCAUAAUACUGUUGGAUGAUUUAUCUGUUAGGCAUUUGAAACUGAAAAUCUUGAAAUAUAUAUAUAUAUACAUACAUGCAUACAUACAUACACAUUUACAUAUAUACAUUUGGCAGAUGCUUUUAUCCAAAGCGACUUACAGUGCACUUAUUACAGGGAUAAUCCCCCUGGAGCAACCUGGAGUUAAGUGUCUUGCUCAAGGACACAAUGGUGGUGGCUGUGGGGAUUGAACCAGCAACCUUCUGAUUACCAGUUAUGCGCACCAUUAGCCCACUAUGCCACCACCACUCACCUAUAUACAUAUAUCUGUGUGUAUUCUUUUAUAAUGUUAUCAACAUGUAUUACAAUGAUUUUUACUAUAAAAUUAUGUAUAUAUUCUUUAUAGUUCUACAAAGUUAAAUAGUAUUUAGUUCCUUCCUUUGGUUUCUUAAUUUAGCUUUGCCAAAGCCAACUUUUAAUAUAGGUAUGUUCUGGCAAAAAAAUAAAAAAUAUAAGAUUACAUUCAUGUGAAAAAAUGAAGAAAAACAAAAUGGUUUGGACAACAUCUGGGGCUGAGGUAAAGACAUCAGGUGCUGGGGAAGUGUAGGGGUUAGUGGUGUGCACCAUUCAUAACUAAACUGACAAAGCCUUUGAAUCUAUGAAUCAUUCGUGCUUUUCAUAUUCAAUUAUUGAUCUGAAAAAUUCAUAGAUUGGUAAUCACAAAUCCAGUAAUUGUUUUUUGUACUUUCAAUUUAUCCUCUGGUUAAAAAUAGGAAAUAAGACAAAUGUACAUGUACUCAUGAUGUUUUAGUAAUUUGAUUUUCCAUUUAAAAAGAAAUAAAUAGAAAUAAAAAAAAUAAAAAAACUUAUUUACAGCUUGAAUAUUUUAUUCACAUAUAUGUGAGACACUGAAAAAACCCUUUCUUCUGGUUGGUCAGUCUGCACCGUCAUUUGUUCUUGCUCAAUGCCGUGAGAUAGAUAACAGCUCACCUCUUUUAUGUUGUAGAGAAUUUAGUCUCCAUUAAUAAUAAAUUCUUCAUAAUUUAUUCUGCAAAAUGUACGAUUGCUUCAUGUUUAUUGCAGCUGUGCCAUCUCUCAUCAAGUAAGCAAUUUAUCCAACACCACUGACUUUUUCACUGGCAUGGUUUUAUGGCUUUAAGUGAGAUGCUGUAAAGUCUUGUAAACAAAUCCACAACAUUAAAGCACAUAAAAAGCCUACACUGUAAAUAUAACCCCUUAUAAGAGUGGUCGAGCCCAGGUGAGAGCAUUCACAGGGAGCUUUAAAUGACUUUGUCAUGAAAAUGAUUCAUGGACAAGUUCAUGAAUGCUCAUUGCUUUGCAUAUU
Messenger RNA from Myxocyprinus asiaticus (Chinese sucker), 3904 nucleotides. Its product is annotated as receptor-interacting serine/threonine-protein kinase 1-like. Gene Ontology annotation, molecular function: protein binding; JUN kinase kinase kinase activity; ATP binding. The record is from RefSeq and is a predicted model, not a curated record. Gene Ontology annotation, biological process: signal transduction; protein phosphorylation. The transcript is spliced from 12 exons. The coding region runs from base 136 to 2127 and encodes 663 amino acids. NCBI's taxonomy places the organism in Eukaryota, Metazoa, Chordata, Actinopteri, Cypriniformes, Catostomidae.